Malania oleifera is the source of this 994-nucleotide messenger RNA. Its product is annotated as large ribosomal subunit protein uL13w. NCBI's taxonomy places the organism in Eukaryota, Viridiplantae, Streptophyta, Magnoliopsida, Santalales, Ximeniaceae. The transcript has 4 exons. The record is from RefSeq and is a predicted model, not a curated record. Gene Ontology annotation, biological process: negative regulation of translation; translation. Gene Ontology annotation, molecular function: structural constituent of ribosome; mRNA binding. Gene Ontology annotation, cellular component: ribosome; cytosolic large ribosomal subunit. The coding region runs from base 198 to 818 and encodes 206 amino acids.
GUACACAGCUCGUGAACCCACCUCUACACAAAAUUGGUGAGCAAAAUAUAAUGAACUGACUAAGGACAUGAAGGGAAUAACUCAUAAUGUCUAAACCCUCGCUUUAUAAGUGCAGCUGGUGCGGCAAACCCUAGCUCUCUACCAUUUGACAGGCAGGGGAAGAGCGACUAUCGCCAUUUUCAGAGCGAGAGAAGAGAAUGGUGUCGGGAUCGGGGAUUUGUGCGCGGCAGGUGGUUGUGGAUGCACGCCAUCACAUGCUGGGGCGGCUGUCGUCGAUCGUGGCGAAGGAGCUGCUCAAUGGCCAGAAGGUGGUGGUCGUGCGGUGCGAGGAGAUCUGUCUCUCCGGUGGCCUUGUCCGUCAGAAGAUGAAGUAUCUCCGCUUCCUUCGCAAACGCAUGAACACCAAACCCUCUCAUGGUCCCAUCCACUUCCGUGCUCCGGCCAAGAUCCUUUGGCGCACCAUCCGCGGGAUGAUUCCACAUAAGACGAAGCGUGGAGCUGCAGCGUUGGAGAGGUUGAAGGCGUACGAAGGGGUUCCUCCGCCUUACGAUAAGAAGAAGAGGAUGGUCAUUCCUGAUGCUCUCAAGGUUUUGAGGCUUCAAGCUGGGCACAAGUACUGCUUGUUGGGACAGCUUUCAAAGGAGGUUGGAUGGAACCAUUACGACACUAUCAGGGAACUGGAGGAGUCGAGAAAGGAGAGGGCCCAGGUGGCAUAUCAGAGGAAGAAGCAGCUCACCAAACUCAGGGUGAAGGCGGAGAAAGCAGCGGAGGAGAAGCUCGGAUCCCAGUUGGAUAUCUUGGCUCCUGUGAAAUACUGAAGUUUUUUACAGUCAAAUUGGUUUUUUUUUGUUAACCCAGUUUUCUCUUCAGUCUCCGGGCUUGUGCAAUUUAGAGAACUAAAAUUUUGAUAAAUUGAGUGGUCAUUUUGUUUUUUCCCCCUUUAUUUAAAAUGUAGCAAUGAUUCUUCUAUAAAUUAGACCUUGUGUUGGCUAAA